AUGUCUUUGGCAAAUUACUCCAACAUGAACUCUGUCUCCAUUGCAAAUAGCUUAAGAUCUGGUUCACGGGCACCCAUACUUAUUCCUGAAGAGUAUAAUUUGUGGGUUGGCCGUAUGAAUCUUCAUCUUAACGCUAUAAAUGAAGAUAUCUGGAAGUGUGUAGAAGGAACAUAUGUUACUCCAGAAAAUAUGGCUACUCUUGCUACGAAUCAAGCCACUCAAACCGAUAUCAUAAGAAAGUUGGAGCUCCAAGCCAAAAAGGAACUUGUGUCUGGAAUACCUCACAAUAUUCUAAGUCAAAUGGAUGACAUUAUGAUGUUAACCGCAAGUCAAAUUUGGGAAAAUUUGAAAAAUCGUUUUUGUGGAAAUAAAAGAAUUAUCGAAAACAAAAGAACAUCUGUUUUGAAUGAAUUCGAUAAUUUCAAAAUGCUUUCAUCAGAAACUAUCCAUGAUGCUCAUGAUAGGUUCAAUUUGAUUAUGGGAAAUCCAGCUAUUCAUACCGAAUCUUUGUACAAUUUGUAUGGAGAACUUCAAUCGUAUGAAUCCUCGAUUUACCCACCAACCGUUGCAGCUUUUGGAGGACCACUUGCUCUUGUGUCCACAACUUCUCAAAACCAAACACCUUACAAUGAUCAAAACUUUAAUCAUUUUAAUCAGACUACAUCUUUUCAAAACCAAUCCGUCCAGUCUGAUUCAAAUGAUGAAGAAGAUUAUCAACAACAGUGUGCUUUGGUUGCAAACACAAAUCUCCAGAGAUUUAUCCCAAAUCAUGCACCUGAAAGACUUCCGAUUAAGAGUCAAAAGGAUGACAGUGAUGAAGACGUCAUCAUUUGUCACAACUGCAAAGGAACAAAUCGCUAUGCCAGAGAAUGUCGAGCCAAAAACAAAACCAAAAUCAAAGACUCAGCAUACUAUGCUCAAAGAGCCGAUGAAUUGAAGAAACUGGAAAACCAAGAAAAGCAAAAAGCAUUGAUGGAAAUCCAUGAACCAAGCGUAGAAUACUGGCCAACAUCUGAUGACGAAGCUGAUAAUGAACAAGCACAAUCAAACUUUUGCUCCGUAGCUGGUGUUGAAAUACCUUCAAGAGCUCCAAACGUCAUAGAACAGGUAUGGUCUAUGAUCUCUAAACUUGGUUUUUCCAAAACAAUUUUUGAGUCCCACAUAACCAAAAUUGAGACUAGUCUGGAAACUGAUCUCAAAACAUAUCAUGACACAAUGGUCAAUUAUGAUAUUUGCAAAUCUGAGUUACAAACCUUGCAACUCAAAUUUGGAGAAUCAACAAGAACUAAAAGCAAAUUGGAAAGAGACGUUGAAAGAAAAUCAGAAGAUUAUAAUCACGUCUUGGAACAAUUGAAUCAGUCCCUAAUUUAG
Messenger RNA from Lactuca sativa (garden lettuce), 1371 nucleotides. The record is from RefSeq and is a predicted model, not a curated record. Lineage: Eukaryota; Viridiplantae; Streptophyta; Magnoliopsida; Asterales; Asteraceae.